This is a messenger RNA of Chelmon rostratus (copperband butterflyfish), 1317 nucleotides long. RefSeq names its product heparan sulfate 6-O-sulfotransferase 3b (gene hs6st3b). The record is from RefSeq and is a predicted model, not a curated record. NCBI's taxonomy places the organism in Eukaryota, Metazoa, Chordata, Actinopteri, Chaetodontiformes, Chaetodontidae. Gene Ontology annotation, cellular component: membrane. Gene Ontology annotation, molecular function: heparan sulfate 6-sulfotransferase activity. The coding region runs from base 1 to 1317 and encodes 438 amino acids. The transcript is spliced from 2 exons.
AUGAUGGAUGAUAGAUCCAGUAAGCUCAUCUUGGUUCCUAUUUUAGCUGUCCUUUUUGUUAUGAUAGGGUACCAGUACAUAUGUCCCGCUGGCAGCAAUUCGUGCCACUUUAAGACUGGGGAGAAAUUCAGGGGGGUAAGCCUACUUUCCACCCCGUACCAGGACAGCGACGAUUUCUACCGAGAUCAAGACCUGGAGGAUGACAGCCCUCCGAAAGUACCGUCAAAAUUCAACUUCACCGAAAGAGACCUUGACAGACACGUGGAGUUCAACAUCAAAGGGGACGACGUGAUCGUGUUUCUGCACAUCCAGAAGACCGGAGGAACCACGUUCGGGAGACACUUGGUGAGGAAUAUUCGCUUGGAGCAGCCGUGCGACUGCAAGCCGGGCCAGAAGAAAUGCACAUGCCACCGACCGGGCAAGGAGGAGUCCUGGCUCUUCUCCCGGUUCUCCACCGGCUGGAGCUGCGGACUGCACGCGGACUGGACCGAGCUAACGAACUGUGUGCCUGUCAUUAUGGAUAAGAAGGAGGCCCAGAGGAAUAAAAGGAACUUCUACUACAUCACCAUGCUGCGUGACCCAGUCUCCCGCUACCUGAGCGAGUGGAAGCACGUCCAGCGCGGAGCCACAUGGAAGACCGCCCUUCAUAUGUGUGACGGACGCUCGCCCACCCAGGACGAGCUGCCCACCUGCUACAAUGGGGACGACUGGUCCGGUGUCACCCUGAAAGAGUUCAUGAACUGCCCGUCCAACUUGGCCAACAACCGUCAGGUCCGCAUGUUGGCUGACCUGAGCCUGGUGGGCUGCUACAACCUGUCCUCCAUGAACGAGAGCCAGCGUAACCACAUCCUUCUGAGCAGCGCCAUGAGCAACCUGAAGAACAUGGCUUUCUACGGCCUGACCGAGUUUCAACGCAAGACGCAGUACCUGUUUGAGCGGACGUUCAGCCUGCGCUUCAUCGCCGCUUUCACGCAGAUCAACAGCACGCGAGCCGCCAACGUGGACCUGAGCGAGCUCGUGCGCAGACGCAUCGAGGAGCUCAACUUCCUGGACGUGCAGUUAUACGAGUAUGCGAAGGACCUGUUCCUCCAGCGUUUCCAGUUCACCCGCCAGAGGGAGCACCAGGAGGUGCGCUUGAAGAGGCGCGAGGAGCGGCGCUGGCUGAGGGAGCAGAAGGAGCAGGGGAGGCCGUGGCCGCCCAAACAUAGAGGGGGAGGAAACAGAGGUGGGAGGAGGGGAGCGGGAUUGGAGAAAGGGACUGACGGUGACUUCCCCACCACCACCGAGGACUACACGAGCCAAGUGGCCCGCUGGUGA